Messenger RNA from Lindgomyces ingoldianus, 711 nucleotides. RefSeq lists its product as uncharacterized. The transcript is spliced from 4 exons. Bases 1 to 711 code for a protein of 236 amino acids. The record is from RefSeq and is a predicted model, not a curated record. Lineage: Eukaryota; Fungi; Ascomycota; Dothideomycetes; Pleosporales; Lindgomycetaceae.
AUGUCAUUCUUGAUUGCCAGCGUAUGUUCCAAGAAGAUUAUUCCGCCAUAUGCUAUUCUUUCACACAGAUGGGGAGAUUCUGAGAUUGAGUUCUGUGCCAAACAGGCGGCUCAGGAUCAGCUACAGUACUUCUGGAUCGACACAUGUUGCAUUGAUAAAUGGAACCUUGAUGAGCUCUCGAAAUCGAUCAACUAUAUGUUUUGUUGGUAUAAAAAUGUAAUAAAAUGUUACGUAUUUCUACCGGACGUUUCAGUAUCCACUUCGACAGAGACACCCCAACAAAGUGUCUGGGAGGCAUCCUUUCGGGCAAGCGAAUGGUUCGCUCGAGGCUGGACACUUCAGGAACUAGUUGCUCCUGUAUCAGUUGAGUUCUUUUCUUCUGAAGGACGACAAAUAGGCGAUAAACGAUCCCUUGAGCAACUGAUACAUGAGAUUACUACCAUUCCAGUUAAGGCGUUACAGAAUUGUCCCUUAGACACAUUUACUAUAAUUGAUCGAAUGGAAUGGGCCAAAAAUCGCCAGACAACAGAAGAAGAAGACAAUGUAUACUGCCUUCUUGGUAUUCUCGGCAUCUCUAUGCCUACCUCCUAUGGCGAGGGAAAGCAGAAAGCACGGAAAAGACUCCAAAUUGAAGUGGAAACACCUAUCUACUGCCUGCGUAGCCACGCAGAGGAGGCAUCUACUGCGACUGGUAGCCGUCGCACGCCCUAG